Messenger RNA from Erinaceus europaeus (western European hedgehog), 4721 nucleotides. RefSeq names its product myotubularin related protein 9 (gene MTMR9). NCBI's taxonomy places the organism in Eukaryota, Metazoa, Chordata, Mammalia, Eulipotyphla, Erinaceidae. The transcript has 10 exons. The coding region runs from base 294 to 1943 and encodes 549 amino acids. The record is from RefSeq and is a predicted model, not a curated record. Gene Ontology annotation, biological process: negative regulation of autophagy.
UUACCACCAGCCACUUCCGCCAGGAGUCCCGGGAGGCUGGGAGGCAGAAAGCGGUCCUGUGGCGGCGGCCUCCUCCUUCCCGGCGCCCCGAGGCCGCGCUGCAGGCGAGUGGAGGUGCGGCCCCCGAGGGCGAGUUCCCCGGCCUGGGGUGAUCUGGAGGUGCGAGACCAAAGCCGGCCGGGUGGCCGCAGGCCUGGGGCGGGGUCCGGCCUGCUCGCCCCGGUCCCCGCCCCUCCGGCCACCGCAUCGGGUAACAUUCCGUGUAGCCUCGCUCCUCCGGGCUGCGGGGCGCCAUGGAGUUCGCCGAGCUCAUCAAGACUCCCCGGGUGGACAACGUGGUGCUGCACCGGCCCUUCUACCCGGCCGUGGAAGGGACCCUGUGCUUGACCGGGCAUCAUCUGAUCCUGUCCUCCCGCCAGGACAACACCGAGGAGCUGUGGCUCCUCCAUUCAAACAUCGAUGCCAUCGACAAGCGAUUUGUGGGACCCUUAGGUACCAUCAUCAUAAAAUGUAAAGACUUUCGAAUUAUUCAGUUGGAUAUUCCUGGAAUGGAAGAAUGUUUGAAUAUAGCCAGUUCUAUAGAGGCGUUGUCUACCCUGGACUCCAUCACUCUGAUGUACCCUUUUUUUUACCGGCCUAUGUUUGAAGUGAUAGAAGAUGGUUGGCAUUCUUUCCUUCCUGAGCAAGAGUUUGAACUCUACUCUUCAGCAACCAAUGAAUGGAGGUUAAGCUAUGUCAACAAGGACUUUGCUGUCUGCUCCUCUUACCCACCAAUCGUCAUAGUACCUAAGUCCAUUGAUGAUGAAGCACUUCGGAAGGUAGCUACCUUUCGUCAUGGAGGGCGCUUCCCAGUGCUUAGCUACUACCAUAAAAAGAAUGGGAUGGUAAUUAUGCGAAGUGGUCAGCCUCUCACAGGCACAAAUGGGAGGCGGUGCAAGGAAGAUGAGAAGCUGAUAAAUGCAACCCUUCGGGCAGGAAAGCGAGGCUAUAUCAUAGACACCAGAUCCCUAAAUGUAGCUCAGCAAGCCCGAGCCAAAGGAGGUGGCUUUGAACAGGAAGCACAUUAUCCCCAGUGGAGGCGGAUUCAUAAGUCAAUUGAGAGGUAUCACAUUCUUCAGGAGAGCCUAAUCAAACUUGUAGAAGCUUGUAAUGAUCAAUCUCAUAACAUGGACCGAUGGCUCAGUAAGCUGGAGGCUUCUAACUGGCUGACACACGUAAAAGAGAUUCUGACAACUGCCUGUCUGGCUGCUCAGUGUGUUGACAGGGAAGGAGCAUCCAUACUUAUCCACGGAACAGAAGGAACUGAUUCCACACUUCAGGUGACCUCUUUGGCCCAGAUCAUCUUGGAACCAAGAAGUAGGACCAUCCGUGGUUUUGAGGCUCUGAUAGAAAGAGAGUGGCUGCAGGCGGGCCACCCAUUCCAGCAGCGCUGUGCUCUGUCAGCCUACUGCAAUAGUAAGCAGAAGUGGGAGUCACCUGUGUUCCUUCUCUUCUUGGACUGUGUGUGGCAGAUACUUCGUCAAUUCCCAUGUUCUUUUGAAUUUAAUGAGAAUUUCCUCAUUAUGCUCUUUGAGCAUGCUUAUGCCUCACAGUUUGGAACAUUUCUGGGCAACAAUGAAAGUGAAAGAUGUAAGCUGAAGCUACAGCAAAAAACAAUGUCCCUGUGGUCCUGGGUCAAUCGCCCCAGUGAGCUGAGUCAAUUCACUAAUCCUCUCUUUGAAGCCAACAAUCUUGUCAUCUGGCCUUCAGUUGCUCCACAGAGUCUUCAACUCUGGGAAGGUAUUUUCCUACGGUGGAAUAGAUCCUCCAAAUAUUUGGAUGAAGCCUAUGAAGAGAUGGUUCACAUCAUUGAAUAUAACAAAGAGUUACAAGCAAAAGUCAAUAUCCUUCGGAGGCAGUUGGCAGAACUGGAGACUGAGGGUGGAACACAGGAGAGUCCCUAAAAGCUCUCCCCAUGCCUCUCAUAACGACCCGUACCCAUCUCUCUCUUCUUUUGCCCUUCAGUUCACCUUUACCCAGUGGACUUAGGGCUUUCAAUGAGGGAACCCUCUAAUGGAAUGGAUUUCUCAAUGCUUAUGAGUGAAAGGUACUAUAAUUACUCACAUUUCAUGUGGCCUGGUAGGCCUCUUCACUUUGAGAGCAGGAAGGAGGUGCUAGUCUAUUUUAUGUGAAAUAGGUGACCUACUUAAUGCCGUUCAUGUUACACAGCAUUUCAUCAGAAGCUUUUUUGUGUUCCAUUAGCAGAUCAUGCUGCAGACUAGUCUGUUUAAGGAAUACUAGUUGGUUUUUAAAAAGGAUCAUACUUUUCAAUACUCUAAACAUAAAAAAUUUUUUUUUCCAAAUGGAAAUGGUUGAUAAAGCCAGAAUUCCAUGUUUAGCAUGCCGUUUCCAAUAUCUUCAUGACAUAGAGCCAUUCUCUAUAACAAAGCUGAUUUCAUUCUCACACUGGUAUGUUAAGAAAGGCAAAUCUGUAUAUGUAUUAGGGUAGACAAUUUUUACAAGGACAACAGUCAUAGUCUUCUAACAGUUAUAUUAAGAGUAAUUUUGUUUUAACAGUAGACACUAAAAGAAUGUACAAUAUAGAAAUAAAGUAGGAAUUUGCUACGGAUGUGGUUUUGUUACUGUUGAGUUGGCUUCCUCAGGUUUUUGACCAUACAUGUUAAUUGUGUACCAAAUGCUGAGUGAGGAUCACAUUAAACCAUCAGUUAGAAUAGAGAUUUGUUACAGUUUAGCUUCAAAUAUGGUUUCCUUAAACCAGAGAUGCACUGCCCUUGUCUGGAGUUCUUAAUGCACUGGCUUAUGUAUAUAUGUGUGUGUUUUAUUAUGUUUUAUUUUAAAUAUUCUGAGAGUUUACUAAGGUUAAAACUUUCAUGUCAGCUGAAGCCUUUUGACAAUGUAUCUUGACUCUGCUGACUUGAUGAUUACAUGUUAGUUUUAAGCAGAUACACUUUUUUUAAUGCAGGGCUAUGGAAUGAAGCCAGGGUCUUAAGCAUGUGUAAUAUUACUGAGCCACCUCCCUGACCCAAAUUUUAUUUUACAUUAGUAAAGAGGAAGGAAGAGUUACCAAAGCACCACUCGACUAUCUGUGGAUUUCUCCUAGUGCUGCCCAUUGUGCCCUCAUUGGUGCCAGGGAUUGAACUCUGGGCCUCACAUGUGGAAUUAUGGGCUUUACUGAUGACCACCUCUUGGGCCCCCUAGUUAAACUGAACUAGAGGGGAAAGUUUAUGAACAAGGCACAGCUCUAUGUUUGUAACUGCAAAAAAAAAAAUUGAAAUGUUUUCAUGUUCUCAACAGUGAUGACUCUACUUGUGCUUUGACAAUUUAUGCCUGCACCCCUGAAAAUUUGCAGUCCUGUGUUCUCAUGGUACAAAUAUAGAUACAUACCUGCAUUCUGGCACUUCAUAUCUUAAUACUGUCAGUUCUAGUUUGCCUUUAAAAGGAUAGCUAAAGAGGAAUCUUUAAUACAAUUUCCCAGCUAUCGGUACAUUGCUAUGUAUGUUUUGAGUUAAAAGUGUAAUUAAAAGAAAAAAUUCUGGUAAAACCUUAUGACUAUUCUGAAACUUUUUAAAGUGGUCAUUACUUUUUCAUCACCAGUUGCCCCAACUUCAUCCUUUUCCUGCUUCUUCAGACUUGUGACAAAAGGCUGGACAACAGUCCCAUCAGAAUACAUUUUAUUUAUUUAUUUAUUUAUUCCUUUUUAUUGCCCUUGUUGUAGUUAUUAUUGCUGUUGUUAUUGAUGUUGUCGUUGUUGGAUAGGACAGAGAGAAAUAGAGAGAGGAGGGGAAGACAGAGGGGGGGGGGAGAGAAAGAUAGACACCUGCAGACCUGCUUCACUGCCUUUGAAUCGACUCCCCUGCAGGUGGGAAGCCAGGGGCUCGAACCGGUAUCCUUAUGCCAGUCCUUGCACUUUGUCCACCUGUGCUUAACUACUGUGCUACUGCCAGACUCCCCAGAAUACAUUUUUUGAAAAGCUGCUUGCAUUCUCUGAGCUGUUCCUCUUGACUCUUUUUUUUUUUUUUUUUUUUUUUUUUUACUACUGUUAGGAACCUUAGGACACUGAAGACCUCAUCAAAACGAACAGAGAAGAUAAUCUGUUUUGCUAGAGAUGUUUAUGUGUUGUUUGUCUACAUAAGGUUUUUAAAAAGAGGAAGCUUUUCAUGGUCCCUAGCUUUGUGUUGGUCCCUCUCAAAACUGGUUGCUGCAUUUGUUCAUGCAGCCAAACUUUUUAUCUUCAAGUGUUGACUUAACAAUAAAUGGGAAGAAAGAGUGUCUUUCUUCUUAGUUACAGGAGCCAUAAAUAGAACCAUCUAGAUAACAUUUUAAGUGACUCUUUAGAAGGGACCCACAGGUAACAGUGAUAGGCCAUAGGGUUUGUGUAGGUUGAAACUCUGAAAAGAGUUCUUUUACUAGGCUUGGUCAUGGAAAAAUUAGAGUGUAUGCCAUCAAUUUAUACCUGUCUCCUUGAAGAACAUUUUAUGUGCCAGUAAGAGUUAUAACAAUAGCAUAGAAUUUCCAUUUCUGUGAUCUCAAGCUGUUUGGACAAGGUUACAUUGUAGUAUUAAUUUAUACUUGGGGGUUGUUCAAAUCUCAGUUCUCUUUAGUCAUAGAAACAAGCUUUGGACUCGUAAAGGGGUCCUCUAAUAAUGCAAUUCUUAGGGUUUGUUCAAACUUGAGAACUCUUUUAAGAGUUGCAUCACUGAUAUAAUUUGAAAGGGAUUUUU